This is a messenger RNA of Paramecium sonneborni, 125 nucleotides long. NCBI's taxonomy places the organism in Eukaryota, Ciliophora, Oligohymenophorea, Peniculida, Parameciidae. The record is from the annotation of a GenBank genome assembly.
AUGAAAUAAAUGUAGAAUUAGAAAUAAAGGAAUAAGAAAUUACUAAAUAUUUAUUUGAGAAUUUAUAAGUUGGUUUAAUCGGUAAAACAGAUGAAAAUUUGUUUAAUUAGAAACAAAUAUUGAGU